This is a messenger RNA of Passer montanus (Eurasian tree sparrow), 2316 nucleotides long. Its product is annotated as zinc finger protein OZF-like. The coding region runs from base 401 to 1960 and encodes 519 amino acids. NCBI's taxonomy places the organism in Eukaryota, Metazoa, Chordata, Aves, Passeriformes, Passeridae. Gene Ontology annotation, molecular function: RNA polymerase II transcription regulatory region sequence-specific DNA binding; DNA-binding transcription factor activity, RNA polymerase II-specific. Gene Ontology annotation, biological process: regulation of transcription by RNA polymerase II. Gene Ontology annotation, cellular component: nucleus. The record is from RefSeq and is a predicted model, not a curated record. The transcript has 5 exons.
AGGGAGGAGUCGGGGAAGGUGUUUAUAGAAUCCAUUUUACUUUUCAUUAUCCUGCUGUUAUUUUGACAGGUAAUUAAUUCAAUUCCUAUCCCCAUCGGUAUGUGUUGUCUGUGAGUGUCGUCCCUGGCGCGGCCGGCGAUGCUGAGCCUGAUGCAGCCCGCACACGGACGGCCCUCCCGGCUGCGAGGGCACCGUUGACUCAGGUCCACACGGGCAUCGAUCAGCAUCCCCAGGCCCCUUGCCGCAGCUGCUCUCCAGCCUCUGCUUUCCCAGUGUAUACACACAGGCAGGGUGCCUGGAAGAGGAGGAGGAAGAGGAGAAGAAGGAGCGAACACGGAGAAGCAGGGGGAGGACGCAUGAAAGACGACGAGGAGAUUUAUCAUUCCCUAACUUUGGCCAGAUGGAGGAGGAGACUGAGAGGAAGAGGAAGAUGCUCUGGGACACCCAGGCAGGGAAUGACCUGCACACAGAGACCAGGGAAGACAAAUCCCCAUGUCAGAACCUUGUGGAAGAGUCUGUUUUAAACAGCUCCACGGCACAGGAAGUCAGCAAGGAGGAAAAGCCCCAGAGAUCCCCCAUGAGGCACAGCUUCAAACCCAGCCCAGGGAGCUCUGAGGAGGAAAGACCCACCCUGUGCCAGGAAGACAGCCAGAGCUCAGAGCUGGUGAUCCACGAGCAGCUUCAUGGCAGGGAGAAGCCCUACAAGUGCUUGGAGUGUGGGAAGAGCUUCAGCUGGAGCUCUCACCUGAUCCGCCACCAGAAGAUCCACACUGGGGAACGGCCCUACGAGUGUGGGGAGUGUGGGAAGAGCUUCAGCCAGAGCUCUGACCUGGUGGUCCACCAGCGCCUUCACACUGGGGAACGCCCCUACAAGUGCUUGGAAUGUGGGAAGAGCUUCAGCAAGAGGUCCAGCCUCACAUACCACCAGCGCUUCCACACUGGGGAACGGCCACAUAUUUGCUUGGACUGUGGGAAGGGCUUUAUCCAGAGCUCCCACCUCAUCAGCCACCGCCGGCUGCACACCGGGGAACGGCCAUAUAACUGCUUGGAAUGUGGGAAGAGCUUCAACCGCAGCUUCAGCCUUGUCAUCCACCAGCGUGUCCACACCGGGGAGCGGCCCUAUGAGUGUCCUGAGUGUGGGAAGAGGUUUCAGACCAGCUCCGAUCUCCUCAUGCAUCGGCGGAUGCACACAGAGGAGAGGCCCUUCCACUGCACUGAUUGUAGGAAGGGCUUCAUCCGUAGCUCUGACCUAGUCAAGCACUGGCGCAUCCACACUGGGGAGAGGCCCUACAGGUGCUUGAAGUGUGGGAAGACCUUCACCCAGAGUUCUGCUUUUGCCUGCCUGGUCUGCCACCAGAGCAUCCACACUGGGGAACAGCCCUACAAAUGCUUGGAAUGUGGGAAGGGCUUCAGCCGGAGCUUCCACCUCCUCCGCCACCGGAUGAUCCACACAGGGGAACGCCCCUAUGAAUGCUUGGAAUGUGGGAAGAGCUUCAGCAGGAGCUCCUGUCUGAUCCGCCAUCUGGUAAUUCACACAGGGGAACGGCCCUACAAGUGCAAGGAAUGUGGGAAAAGCUUCAAUGACCGCUCCAACCUCCUCACCCAUCAGCGCCUGCACUCCAAGGAACGGCCCUUUGAGGGUGGGGGGUGUGGGGAGAGGUUCAGCACCAGCUCUGACCUGAUCCAGCACCAGAAGAUCCACAGUGGAGAACGGCCCUAUGAGUGUCCUGAGUGUGCAAAGAGAUUUCGGACCAGCUCCCAUCUCCUCCUGCAUCAGCGCAUUCACACAGACGAGCGGCCCUUCCGCUGCCCCGACUGCGGGAAGGGCUUCAAACGCAACUCCCACCUCACCCUGCACCGGCGCACCCACACCGGGGAGAGGCCCUACGAGUGUGAGGAGUGUGGGAAAAGCUUCUCCAGCAGCUCUGGCUUGACCCAACACCAACAGUCCCACUUGUAAUGCAGGUCAUGCUGUGGAGGCCCAGGGGCCCAGCGUUGGAGCCCUGCAAGGGCAAAGGUGACGAGGGUCAGAGAGAGACAGCCCUCUGAAUACAAUGGUCUUACCCAUAGGUGUUUGCAGGCUCGUGUUAAUGCAGCAGGCUUCGUUGGUAUCACCCGGUUCAACUGCCGUUUUUUCCUUAUAUGUACUCCCCCUAGAAUGAUCUCCUUUCUCUUGUCCCCUGUUGGUCCCGGUUUACUGCAAUGCUCUGCCCCUGUUGCCUCAUUGGUUCCCCAGGUGGCUGCCCCUCGUCUGUGUUGUUUGUACUCAGUUCCCAUUGGCCCUUGACCCUCAGAUCCGCCUCUUCCCCCCCCCCC